ACUCCGCAGGCAGUGCCGGAACAGGGCGGAGACUGGAGGGCAGGCGGGUCCCAGUGCGGGCCCAGGAGCCCCAGCCCAGUGACCCCGUACUUCGCUAUCUCCUGGCCGCAUCAUGAUCCAUCCCGCACCCCGGCUCUCGGUGCCCGCCGCGCUGGCCCUGGCCUCCGCCGCACUGGGCGCCGCUUUCGCCACCGGCCUUUUCCUGGGAAGACGGUGCCAUCCCUGGCGAUCCCGGCGAGAGAAGCGCCUGCUGCCCCCCGAAGACGACCCCCUGUGGCAGUAUCUGCUGAGCCGCUCCAUGCGGGAGCACCCGGCGCUGCGGAGCCUGCGGCUGCUGACCCUGGAGCAGCCGCAGGGAGAUUCGAUGAUGACCUGUGAGCAGGCCCAGCUUCUGGCCAACCUGGCGCGAGUCAUCAAGGCCAAGAAGGCACUGGACCUGGGUACUUUCACAGGCUACUCAGCCCUAGCAUUGGCCUUAGCGCUGCCCCCGGCCGGACGCGUGGUCACCUGUGAGGUAAAUCCGGGGCCCCCGGAGCUGGGGCGGCCCCUAUGGAGGCAGGCUGAGGAGGAGCACAAGAUCGACCUUCGGCUGAAGCCUGCCCUGGAGACACUAGAUGAGCUUCUGGCCUCCGGGGAGGCCGGCACGUUCGACAUGGCGGUGGUGGAUGCGGACAAGGAGAACUGCACUGCCUACUAUGAGCGAUGCCUGCAGCUGCUGCGCCCCGGAGGCAUCCUUGCGAUCCUCAGUAACUCCGCUCGACCUCACCUCUGCAGUGGAGGCUCUGCUCAGUGGACAUCACCUCACAACCAGGCCACUUGACCUAGACCUGAGGACCUCAAGGUUGGAGUAUAUAUCCUGUCCUCCCCCUGAAGUCCUGGAGGAAGGUGAGGGACUGGGUGGGAUCACUGGCCAGAAAGGAGUGAAACAAGUAUGGCAGUUUUUAAUAAAAGUUUCCCACAGGAAGAUGAAUAUAAAGUUGGGCUUUCCCACACCAACAUCUAUGAGAGGAGGUGGACAGGGAGCCAGGCCCUUCACUCCUCUCAUUUGGACUUCCCUAAUCCCAGUCCCACAGAAGUCCUACAGGAAGAUCUUAUCUCCACGUCACAGGUGAAGGUCAAGGCAGAUAUUAAGUAUUCUUCCACUAACUGCCUCAGCCUAGAAUACAGUUAGGUUUUGCAACCAGGGUUAGGCCUGGGUCCUUUAAGGCUGGAGACUGUUGGAAACAAGGCCACAGGAGCACCUGGGUGGCUCAGUGGGUUAAAGCCUCUGCCUUCGGCUCAGGUCAUGAUCUCAGGG
This is a messenger RNA of Mustela erminea (ermine), 1297 nucleotides long. It is a transcript of the gene COMTD1, whose product is annotated as catechol-O-methyltransferase domain containing 1. NCBI's taxonomy places the organism in Eukaryota, Metazoa, Chordata, Mammalia, Carnivora, Mustelidae. Bases 113 to 820 code for a protein of 235 amino acids. The transcript has 7 exons. The record is from RefSeq and is a predicted model, not a curated record. Gene Ontology annotation, molecular function: O-methyltransferase activity; S-adenosylmethionine-dependent methyltransferase activity.